This is a messenger RNA of Epinephelus moara (kelp grouper), 3432 nucleotides long. RefSeq names its product zinc finger protein 852. Lineage: Eukaryota; Metazoa; Chordata; Actinopteri; Perciformes; Serranidae. Gene Ontology annotation, molecular function: RNA polymerase II cis-regulatory region sequence-specific DNA binding; DNA-binding transcription factor activity, RNA polymerase II-specific. Gene Ontology annotation, biological process: regulation of DNA-templated transcription. The transcript has 4 exons. The coding region runs from base 369 to 2624 and encodes 751 amino acids. The record is from RefSeq and is a predicted model, not a curated record.
GUUCAUUUGUUUUCCUCAUUUCCCCCUUCUAUGAUCGGGUUAUGCCAGUUUGCAGCUAGCUUAUCGGCUAAUUGUUAUCGCUCUGUGUUCACAUGGUGUUGAGGCGUUUGUUGUGUGCUUUUCGUAUACAUUUCGCGUCUCAUUUCCGCUGAGUUAAAAAGCGAACACUGAGGGUAGAGCUUAUUGUCUACAUGUAGUGAAGCCACGCUGACCAGGUACCAGGUGAACGAGGUGCCAACAGUGCAUUAAGGUGCGUCAUGAAUUAAUUUCCAUGGGGAACUUGUUUGGCAAGCUCUGCAGAAAUUAAGAGCGGAAAACGAAGAGCCGGAGGAAAAGCCACAGAUGUAGUCGCUCGACAGCCAGCAGCCAUGUCUAUUGAGUACACCAUUGACAUCCAGCUAACAGAGUUGGGUUACACGGACGUCGUGCAGCCGCUGGAGACCUCGGUGAGAGAUACACCCAAACGAACCUCAAACAGCAACCAAACCACAGCAGUUUCAUCCCCUCUGUCAGAAGCCUGUACACGGCACACGGUACAAGGCAGAGGGACUCUUGAAGUGUCAGAGCUCACAGGGAACGAUCCAGAAGCUGCAGACCUCCCUCAGCUGGUAACUGAACAGGGUGACAGUGCAGAUAAAGCUGGUGAUGAUGAUGGAGACACAGCACAAGGGGAUACAGCAGAGAUGCUGGAGGAUGUGGAUGAUGACUCAGAUGACAGCGAGGUUUCAGAUGUGUAUGAGGAGGAAGAGGUUGAUGAGGAAGAGGAUUAUGAUGAGGAUGAGGAGGGACUGAACAAUGAGUCAAGUCAUUCAGGCAACUACCGCUGCAGUGUCUGUGAUCUCCAGCUUCCCUCCAAAUUUAAGCUCCAGGACCACAUGAACCUGCACACCGGAGCACGCCCGUACUGCUGUGCUGAAUGUGGAAAGCGCUUCUGCCAGAUUUACAGCUACCGUGUCCACCUGCGCACGCACGCCCAGACCAAAGUGACUCGGCUCCAGUGCCGUGUGUGUAUGAGGAGCUAUGCGUCAGAGGCAGAUUUGAAUUUCCACCUGUCCAGAACUCACUUUGAGAAUGAGUUUUACGAGUGUGACCUGUGCAAACGCGUGUUUACUUCUUUGAAGGCGUGUGAAUACCAUGUGCAGUCGCAGAAAUGUAGGCUGGAAGUGGAAUGUGAGGUAUGUGGCCGCCAUUUCCCCUCUUCAAAAUCUCUCAUGCGCCAUCGGAGGAGGGUAUGCCAUUGCAGUUUUAAAUGCACAGACUGCACUAAGACCUUUAGCAAGAAGAACGCUCUCCUGAAACACAGCUUCUCCCAUCUUGGUUUGUUGCCUUACACCUGUGUUCGAUGUCGCCGCCACUUCCGCUUGGCAAAGCUGUACCGCCAACACAAGUGUGAGCCCGAACGCAUUCACUGUGUGGCGUGUUUGAGAGAGUUCCUCAGUCAGGAGGACUUCCAGCAGCACAAAAAGGACACAGGGUGCUGGGGCAAUCAGGAGCCUAAAGGGGACGAGAUCAGAUGUUUGGAGUGCGGACAGAGGUUUGACACUUCUGAAGAGCUAAAGAAACAUGCAGGGGCUCACCAGAGGGUGCUGAAAUGUGCUGAGUGUGGAAAGGGGUUCCGGUCGGCCUUGUUGUUAAUGUCCCACAUGGGCGGUCAUGCAGGGAAGUCACCCUGCCUUUGUCAGAGCUGUGGACUGGGCUUUCCUCACCAGCAGAACUAUGACAGCCACCUCAAGACCUGUGGACAAACACCUCAGCCUGCGAGUGCUCCCAAGAAACGGCAGGCCUCAAAGAGUUCCUCAUCUGAGACAAACAGGGUCAAUGCAAAACCACACUCAUCAAAUCCUACAAACAAAGCCGCUGUGCCUGCUGCUGUUUCAAACAGCCCUGUUGCACCAGUGACGGAUUCUCCUAGUCUGGGACUUGUGACAGGGGAUGUGUCUUCUAGCUCUGGUCCAUCAGAUGGAUUAUGGAAGCUAACCCUCGACAAACAGCCGCCUCCAGGUGUUAAACUUGUCGUGUUUCUUCCUGUCUGUGCAACUCAGGCCAACGGCCUGACACUCCCAUCUGCAAACUCUCCCACACUACCAGUUUCAGCUAUGCAGGUUCAAGCGGCUCUCCCGCAUUUUUCAAAUGAACAUUUAGGAGUGAACGCUGCUCUUGGAGCACCACUGAAUGCCCCCCUCGAUUUGGUAACUGGGAUCAAACAGGAUCCAGAAUGGGACACACCUCUGGAUUUGUCAAAGAAGUCUAAAUCAUCUAAGUCUGCUCUGAGUGACAUUUCUCUUCCUCCUGUUAAAAGUGAGCCAGAAGAAUUUGAGAUCUCAGGAGAGGCUAAUGGCACUAAAAGACAAGAAUUUAAAAACAGCAAUAGCAAAAUGAUUGUCAAAACAAAUUCAGGAGAGACAGCAACACAUACCGAAGUGAAGCAGUGUAACAUGGAUCCCAUGGAUCUCUCUGGUGCGAAAGUUAACAGAACAUCCUCUGGACUAAUGAUAGACAUUAAGAAAGAGCCUCAGUCUCCUGGCACUGAUCUUGAUUCCGGGUCAUCCAGAUCUUGCCAGCUGACAGAUAAAGAAAUAAAGAUGGAGAUUGAUAUUUCACGCCCUGCUGAUGUAGAGAAAUAAACAUUUUGAGUGUGGGCAAAAAAAAAAAAGAGAAUAAAAUUCCAUCAGUGGUCACAGUCCCUGCUGGAGGAUGUGUCUAAAUCCUGCAAAGGACACACCUGCCCGUAGCCACGUAAACCAAAUAUGGUGUUAUUCUGCAGUCAGAACCAUAUACUCUUCUGUAUUGUAUAUAUUUCUGUCUCAUCAGUGUAUCUACCAUCACACCCUUAUAUGACAAAAUUAGUUUUUCUACUUUAUCCAUUAUCAUGAAAAGACUCUUAAGGAAAACUAGCGAUUAGACUAGCAGUCGAGUGUGUGAGUUUUGGUUUAGAAUAAGAAAUAUUUUUGUUUCUUCUGUAACUAAGAACAUUCCAAGCUCUUUUCUUAUCAUGGCAUACGUUUUAUUUCCAUUUUGGGUAAAGCUUGUGGCCACCGGAGCAAAAAUGGUACUGUUACUGUCAUGAAGCCUAUGCAAUAUCGUGCAGGAUUUUCCACAGCAUUAAAACAUAUUCCUGAUUUCUGCCUUUAUGUACUUCUUUUUGUGUGGGGGAAAUUAAUUCUUUAGGUUUAUUAAUGUGCAUUAAGUUAAGUAAAACACUGGAUUUCUUCAUAUUCAGUUGAAAACUUGAAAUAUUUGCAUUUUUGUGUACAGACCCUUGACCUUUAGUACUAUGUUGAAUAUUUAAUGAAUGCAAAUAAUGGUACUGAUCAGUAACAUGACAUAAUGUCACCUUGUGAUUUACAUUUGCUGAAUCUUUACAGUCUGCAGGUAUCUUUUGAUGUUUUUACUAAAGGCAAAUAAACAGUUGUCCUUAAUGCAAUAUCACUU